This is a messenger RNA of Antechinus flavipes (yellow-footed antechinus), 2368 nucleotides long. It is a transcript of the gene HAND1, whose product is annotated as heart and neural crest derivatives expressed 1. NCBI's taxonomy places the organism in Eukaryota, Metazoa, Chordata, Mammalia, Dasyuromorphia, Dasyuridae. Gene Ontology annotation, biological process: heart development; regulation of transcription by RNA polymerase II. Gene Ontology annotation, molecular function: protein dimerization activity; RNA polymerase II transcription regulatory region sequence-specific DNA binding; DNA-binding transcription factor activity, RNA polymerase II-specific. The transcript has 2 exons. The record is from RefSeq and is a predicted model, not a curated record. Bases 480 to 1118 code for a protein of 212 amino acids.
CCUCCGUCUUCGCUUGAGUCCAGGCGCAGGAAAAGUCGUUGGGGGUCCAUGGAAACUGGGUGGGGUCAGCCGUCCUGGAGGGCGGACAGCUGUCCGGUGGGCGUUGGCUGCACAGAUCUCCCACUUUUUCCUGGGGGAGGGGCAGCUGCGCUGCCUUCCUUUCUGCACUGUUGGAUCCGCCCCCCUGCUAUUGGCUCUGGGGAAGGAUUGACAUCAAAGCCCUAGCCCUAUAUAAGCUGCGGCCAGGAAAAGAGGCCCGAGAAGGGUUAAAAUCGUCCCCUAGAGCGCCAGAGCCACAGUCAGCUCUGCAGCUAAAAGGCUGUAGCCAGCCGCCCAGAUUCCCUCCCCAACCCCGUUCUGCUUCAUCCCAGUCACCCGCACCCUCCUCGACGAUCGGGGCUGUAGCGAAUGGCGCGGCGUUAGAUCCAACUGCAGAGGCAAGGCUCAAUUCAGGGCCAGGGAGCUGCGCCCGCUUCACCAUGAACCUAGUGGGCGGCUACCCCCAUCCACACCCUCACCAUCACCCCCCUCACCCUCAUCCCAUGCUGCACGAACCCUUCCUCUUCGCUCCAGCUUCACGGUGUCAUCAGGAGCGGCCUUAUUUUCAGAGCUGGGUACUGAGUCCCGGAGACGUGGCCCCAGAUUUUUCUGGGAGGCGACCACCCCCGGCUGCCUAUAGCCCGGAUGCAGCUGGGACCGCGGGGUCAGUGCAGAGCCCUGGCAGACUGGAGGCUCUGGGUGGCCGCUUGGGCAGACGGAAAGGAGCAGGGCCCAAGAAGGAACGGCGGCGCACGGAGAGCAUCAAUAGCGCCUUUGCGGAACUGCGGGAGUGCAUUCCCAAUGUGCCCGCCGACACCAAGCUCUCCAAGAUCAAGACCCUCCGCCUGGCCACUAGCUACAUUGCUUACCUCAUGGACGUGCUGGCCAAGGACUCUCAGGCCGGGGACCCCGAGGGCUUCAAGGCGGAGCUCAAGAAGGUGGACAGCGGCCGUGAGAGCAAGCGUAAAAGAGAACCGCCCAGUGAAGGAUAUCCUCACCCCCUGGGACCUGGAGAAAAAAAGAUUAAAGGGCGGACAGGCUGGCCACAGCAAGUCUGGGCUUUGGAGCUCAACCAGUGAGAAGCAGCUUCGGGAAAGGUACUCAGCACUCAGAAAAUCCGCCGGGCGCCAUCGGAGUACGAGGCAAGACUACUAUUUCUGGCUGUCCAUUAUUUUCUCGUUCUGUUAUGGAUAUCUUAAAUACUCCUGAAAGUUGUCAGCAGCAAAACUGGUCAAGUGCAAUGCCCUUUUAAAUUGUUUUUUAACUCGUUAAGAGAAAGAAAGAAAAAUAUAUUACAUAUAUUAUAUAAAAUAUAUCCAAGCAAACGGAAAGGGGAGCCGGUAUUGACAGGCACACGAGAGGCAAAUCGGACCAACCUUGCUAGCCUUCAUUUCCAACCUUCGACUCACCUUUUCCGUCCUAGAUUGGAAAUCUGAUUUUGCUCUCUUCUGUCUCCUUUUACCCAUUAAUUUGCAAUAUCACGAAGUCAUUCUCUGCACAGCUUCCUGCUUUCCCGGGACUCCGGUGACCUUAUAUUCCACGGGAAAGGAGAGCCAGUUGGUCUGGAAAUUAUUCUUUUUAAACAAGUGUUGGUUUGGUUUCCGCACUUCCUGCCGAAUGCCUAAUAAUUCCUAAUUCCAAGAAAAACUUCUUAUUAUUUGUAAAUAAAAACUUUGUUCCCGUCACUGAAGUUUUUUAUGUAUUUAAACUACCUAAUUCUGCCUGUUUGUUCUCAGGUUUUUUGGGUAAAUCUUGCUUAUCCCUUACUGGUUGUGUUUUAUUUUUAUUUUUGUUUUAUUUUUGCUACCUCAAAGCUGUUUGACUGUUUUCUUAGGGGCAGAUUCACCAAAGCUGACCUUUUAUUUUCUUGACCUCAGAACAUUUCCAUGAAAGCCUUUUGUACACAGGGUCCAAGGAGGCCAACUUUCUUACUUUUUCAUUUAGAAAGCCGUUUGAAUCUCCCCUUUCCUCCCACUCAAAGAAAAUUUUAAAAAAUGAAGAAAUGGAAAAAUAUAUUCAAAACCACCAAAAAAGAUACCCCGAAAAGAUCUUUUGAGUUCAAUAGAUGAAGACCAGCUCCUUGAAAUAAGAUCAGUUAGACAUUGUUUGGAGUGACAGAGAGCUCACCCUGAGAGACACUGGUUAAAGAAGCAAUGUUGAACAAGUGGAAAGGAAAGCUAUGGGGAAAAUGGCCUUCAAGAUCGCUAGGAAUAAAAACUAAAGUCCUUACAAUUUCUUCAGCUUACCAGUACUAUAAUGUAUGCACACGUCUAUAUGGUUAAUGUAUGUAUGCUAAUAUGUAUAUGUAUAUAUAUGUAUAUGUAUACAU